CCUUUAUUUUCCUUUAUUUUUUUUUUUUUUUUCCUUCUUCCUUAUCUUUCCGAGUGAGGGUUACCUGAACAAACUCCACGAUGAGUACGACCGCUCCGCAAGUCCAAACGAAGCAUGGCAUCGUUAAACAGGUCAAUUCGGGUGAUUCUAUCAUCAUUCGAGGCCAACCAAAAGGUGGACCACCUCCUGAAAAGCAGUUGAUUCUUUCCAAUGUGACUGCACCGAAAUUAGCUCGACGAGCGUACAGCAAUUCCGAGGAAACUAAAGACGAACCUUACGCUUGGGAGGCCAGAGAAUUCCUGCGCAAAAAGCUAAUUGGACAAGAAGUAAUAUUCACAUCUGAAAAACCUCCAAACGCUACCAGGGAAUAUGGCGUUGUGUGGCUGGGAAAAGACACAACCACUGGUGAGAACAUUACUGAAUCCCUGGUAUCUGAGGGUUUGGUUACAGUUAGAAGAGAAGGCGUUCGUAACAUAACGCCUGAAUUAGCUCGCUUACAUGAAUUGGAAGAUGCUGCGAAGGCAGCGGGAAAGGGAAAAUGGGCCGGAACCCCUUCGUCUGAGCACGUUAGGGACAUCAAGUGGAACAUCGAAAAUCCUCGUAGUUUAGUAGAUAAACUGGGCGGCAAACCAGUUAAGGCUGUUAUUGAACAUGUGAGAGACGGUUCGACCGUGCGUGCAUUUUUGAUACCUGACUUUUACCACAUAACUUUGAUGAUCUCUGGAAUAAGAUGCCCUGGAUUCAAGCUUGAAGAAGGAAAACCUGUUCAUUCCGUCGUUGUACCUUUUGCUGAAGAAGCUCGCUACUUUGUUGAAUCUCGGCUAUUGCAGAGGGACAUAGAAAUUGUACUGGAAUCGGUUAAUAACAACAAUUUCGUUGGCAGUAUUCUUCAUCCAAAAGGAAACAUUGCCGAAGCUUUGUUGCGCGAAGGAUUUGCACGUUGCGUCGAUUGGUCAAUGGCAUUUAUGAAGUCUGGCGCGGACAAGUUGUACCAGGCUGAAAAAAGUGCAAAAGAAAAUAGAUUGCGUAUUUGGAAAGACUACGUUCCAUCUGGUCCCCAGAUAUCUGGCAAAGAGCGAGAGUAUACAGCUACAGUUGUAGAAAUUGCCGCCGGAGAUGCAUUGAUCGUUAAGACACCGUGCGGAACUACCAAGAAGGUCUUUUUGAGUAGUAUUCGUCCUCCGCGAGGACCUGUUGGCGAAGAUGGAAAGGCCGCCUCUAGACCGAAAGAUUUCCGCCAGCUUUACGACAUACCGUGGAUGUUUGAGGCCCGUGAAUUCCUCCGCAAGAAACUUAUCGGCAAGCAAGUCAAAGUCGUUGUAGACUACAUACAACCUGCCAGGGAAAGUUACCCUGAAAAGAUUUGUUGUACUAUCACCAUCGGCAAAAUCAAUGUUGCUGAAGCGAUGGUAUCGAAGGGACUGGCAACAGUUUUGAGGUACAGACAAGAUGACGAUCAGCGAUCAUCCCAUUACAAUGACCUUCUAGCCGCAGAGAGUAAAGCCAUUAAAUCGCUGGCCGGAGUUCAUGGUAAAGAGAAAAUUCUAGCGCAUCGAAUCACGGAUGUUGCCGGAGAUGUAAUCAAGGCCAAACGUUAUCUGCCCCACUUGCAACGCUCGCGUAACGAAGCCAUUGUAGAGUUUGUAACCAGUGGAUCCAGGCUGAGAUUAUACUUAGGCAAGGAAUCGUGCCUGAUAACUUUCCUGUUGGCGGGUAUAAACGCACCACGUGGACCACGCCCAGCUCCUGGAGGCGGUAGCAUCAUCGAAGGUGCGCCAUUUGGCGAGGAAGCCCUGAACUUCACCAAGGAACGAUGCCUGCAACGCGAAGUUGAGAUUCAAGUAAUAUCGAUGGAUGCGAAGGGAGGUAAUUUCAUUGGUUGGCUAUGGAUAGAAGGAAUCAACUUGUCCGUGGCUCUUGUCAAAGCAGGUCUUGCGUCUGUACAUCCGACAGCGGAGCACACAGAAUUUUACAGAGAAUUGAUCACUGCCGAAGAACGUGCCAAGGAAGCACAACUUAAGAUAUGGAAAGACUACGUCGAGGCUGAGGUGGAGACAGAAAAGCCUGAAGAGGAGGUACAAACUGGCGAAAGGAAAGUAGACUACCAGAAAGUUGUUGUGACUGAAGUGACUGAAGAACUUCACUUUUUCGCCCAAAAUGUUGAUCAAGGCGAUGUUUUAGAAGGCCUGCUAUCUCGCCUGCGUCAGGAAUUGGUGGCAAAUCCCCCACUUCCUGGUGCUUACAAUCCUAAACGAGGCGAUCUCGCUGUUGCCAAGUUUACAGAAGAUGAUCAAUGGUAUCGUGUCAAAGUUGAAAAAGUUUCUGGGCCAAACAUCAGUGUUUUUUACGUCGACUAUGGUAACAGGGAGACAUUGAAUGUAACCAGAGUCGCUGCCAUGCCAGGAUCCUUUGCUACUGAUAAGCCUUACGCUACAGAAUAUGUAUUGGCCUACGUCACUCUACCCAACGAUAACGACUACAAAAAACUGGCGAUCGAAAUGCUACAGCAAGAUACAGUAGGGAAACCUUUGCUACUCAAUAUUGAAUACAAAAUCAACAAUCUUGCUGCUGCCACCUUAUUUGACGCUACUACUAAAGAAGACGUAGCGCGAGGUCUUAUCCUCGAUGGUUUUUUGCUGGUCGAAAAUCGUCGUGAAAAGAGGCUUGCUAAAUUUAUUGCGGACUAUCAAGCUGCUCAGCAGGACGCAAAGAAGAGUCACCGUAAUAUAUGGGAAUACGGAGAUAUUACUGAGGAUGACGCUAGGGAGUUCGGUGUUGGUCGUUAAUUAACUUUGCUCAGAAGAUUGUACAUGGAAAAACAACUAAGAAAGAGAUGAAUGUCGACGGAAGAGAAUAUAUAACAUUGGCAUAAUAAAUACAUAAAUACAGUUCUGGUACAUUAUGUAUGUACGUUUACAAGUAAGCAUGUGUGACAGUGUAGGACUUGUGUGUUCUGUCGGUUGUGAUUCAAUCAUAAUUUGAAUAAUAUAAAAAACGAAAAGUAUAAAUUAUAAAAUAUAAAUAUUAUUUCACAAGCAAAGGUGAAUAGCGCUAAAUGGAUAAAGGAAAGACAAGAAAGGGUGCCAAUUACCUUUGCCCCUUAUAAAUAUAUAUAUAUUAUAUAUAUUAUCUACCCUAUCUAAUGAGACUGUGUUGCCAUUGACGUAACGUAUUUCCACUUAUUAUUAUGUCAAACAUACGUUUUGCAUGUUUUAUUAUCAUCCCGAAAAGCCAAAUCGUUCGUGGCUUAGUAACUAUGAUGUUUACACAAUUAUAGAAGUAUAUUUAAUAAUUAAAUUGCCACCGAAGAGUGGAGAGCGGGCAUGGAUGCUGGGUGUGAUUGGACUAAUAGAGACCUUAGAGUCGAUAAUCAAGUCAAUGCGUAUAUAGUUAAAAGUGUUUCGAAAAAAUCCAUCAUUUAUUUCUUUUAUCUGACCUACCAUCGCUUUUAAUUUGUUGCUGCUCAUCUUUGAACCUCUCCCCCAAAAUCUGAACUUCGGAAUAAUGUGCUGAGAUGCAUCUUAAUUCCCGUUCGAAAAACACAUGAAUUUUUAUAUUUCUUUGGGAUCCC
Molecule: messenger RNA, 3571 nt
Organism: Diprion similis
Lineage: Eukaryota; Metazoa; Arthropoda; Insecta; Hymenoptera; Diprionidae
Gene: Tudor-SN
Product: staphylococcal nuclease domain-containing protein 1
Exons: 9
Coding region: 81-2786 (901 amino acids)
Biological process (GO): regulatory ncRNA-mediated gene silencing; mRNA catabolic process
Cellular component (GO): RISC complex; cytosol; nucleus
Molecular function (GO): RNA binding; nuclease activity
Source: RefSeq, a predicted model, not a curated record